Molecule: messenger RNA, 1427 nt
Organism: Spinacia oleracea (spinach)
Lineage: Eukaryota; Viridiplantae; Streptophyta; Magnoliopsida; Caryophyllales; Amaranthaceae
Product: probable nucleoredoxin 3
Exons: 3
Coding region: 171-1316 (381 amino acids)
Molecular function (GO): thioredoxin-disulfide reductase (NADPH) activity
Source: RefSeq, a predicted model, not a curated record
CACAUAAAUAAAGCUCAAACAUUUAAUUUCCUUAUAUUAUCUUCUCUAUUUCCUAUCUUCUGGGACCAAGCUUUUCUCCUGUUUUUGUCACUUUCUUCAAACAGAAUUUCUGCUGAGCUUCACCAUAACUUUGAGGGCUGAGCUUCACCAAAACUUUGAGUAAUCAAGUGAUGGAAUCUGUUGGUCAGAAUGAGUUGAAGAAGAUAUUAGCUUCUGAAGGUAUUGAGUUCCUCACAUCUGCUACUGAUGGAAAGGUGCCGUGCAGUGCAGUUGACGGAAAAACAGUCUGUCUCUUCUUCUCAGCUAACUGGUGCAGGCCUUGCAAAUCCUUUAUCCCUAAUCUGGUAAAACUAUACAACUCCCUGAAAAAGAAUGGUGAAAAUCUAGAGAUAGUCUUUGUAUCCUCUGACAGAGAUGAAAAUGCAUACAACGAGCACCUUGAAACAAUGCCCUGGCUUGCAGUUCCAUUCAGUUCAGAUCUCUAUACACGACUAUCAGGCUUAUACAGCAUUAAACAUAUUCCAGCACUGAUUCCGCUGAGUUCAGAAGGAAAUAUAGUUGAAGAUGAUGUUGUUAGCUUGGUUGAAGAUUAUGGUGUUGAUGCAUACCCAUUUACAAGGGAAAGAAGGGAUCAAUUAAGAGUCAUGGAUGAGAGAAAGCGGCGAGGUGGUAGAAUUGAAGAGCUUUUGGCACAUGAUGGGAGGGACUAUAUUAUUACCAGAAAGGGGAGAAAGAUAUUGGUGUCAGAACUUCUUGGUAAAACAAUAGGUUUGUAUUUUGGGGCACAUUGGUGCCCCCCUGCUCGAAAUUUCACCAAACAACUUGUCGAGUCUUACACAGAGCUAGUAACCAUUCUAAACCAACCAUUUGAAGUAAUAUUCAUAUCAACUGAUAGAGAUCAAGAUGAAUUCAUCUGCAGCUUAUCAACAAUGCCAUGGCCUGCCAUUCCGUACGAGGAUAAAACUCGGCAAGACCUAAAAAGGAUAUUCGACAUAAAAGGUAUACCAACUCUUAUACUAAUUGGACCAGACGGGAAAACCAUUAGCAACAAUGGAAGGGCAGUGAUCUCCAUGUAUGGUGCCAUGGCGUUCCCAUUUACAGAACCAAGGAUUGCUGGAAUCGAGGCUUCUUUAAGGAAAGAAGGAGAUAGAUUGCCCCGUAAAGUUCAAGACCCGAAACACGUACAUGAGCUUAAAUUGGACAUGGCAAAGGCUUAUGUUUGUGAUGCUUGCAAAAAGCAAGGAAGGUUCUGGACUUUCUCAUGUGAUGUGUGUGACUAUGAUCUUCAUCCUAGGUGUGUGGAAGAAACAUUUUAGGCUGUAUAUGCAGAAAUUCUCUGCCAAUUAAUCUGAUAUAACACUCCUUAUGGAAAAACUAUUGUAAUUAUAAUAUUGAGGAAAGAAUUUUGAUCGACAUUACAGAUACCA